Procambarus clarkii (red swamp crayfish) is the source of this 462-nucleotide messenger RNA. RefSeq lists its product as uncharacterized. NCBI's taxonomy places the organism in Eukaryota, Metazoa, Arthropoda, Malacostraca, Decapoda, Cambaridae. The record is from RefSeq and is a predicted model, not a curated record.
AUGGAGCCUUCUGUAUUUCAUGCGGCUGAUUUUCCUCCCUUGCGCUCACAUAGUGCUUCGCCUGUGGAUCCUCGCUCUGUACAUGAGGGAGUGGUGGUGUCUGCGGCGCCGCCCCCGCAGCCUACCCCUUCGUCUCCAAAGGAUUCUUCGCCUGUGCUCGCUCCUGCUCCUCUGCCCAUCCUGCUAUCAUCGUGGGAUCCCUCCCCUGUGCGGGCCCCUUCCUUGUCACCAGCUGCGCCUGCUGUCUCUCCGACUCCGGUGUCCCCAGUGGAUGGCGGCCUUAUCCUCCAUGUUGUUGAGGAUGCCCUUUUGCGCAGUCAUGUGCUCCCAGAUGUGGGGCGGCCUGCCGCUGGCUCUUCUCGGGUGCCUUCUGUGGGGGGCGAUAGUUCUGAUGACCUCCGACCUGUUCCGAAGCGUUUCCGGACGGACCAGGUUGUGUCGCGCUCGUGCGUGGGCGGAUGA